Molecule: messenger RNA, 1294 nt
Organism: Culex quinquefasciatus (southern house mosquito)
Lineage: Eukaryota; Metazoa; Arthropoda; Insecta; Diptera; Culicidae
Exons: 3
Coding region: 111-1157 (348 amino acids)
Source: RefSeq, a predicted model, not a curated record
CUGUCAAAUCGCGAUGCGCUAAUCACAACAAAUCAGUAUUCCUCACGGGGACGGGAGUGUUUCUAUUUUUCCCCGUCCCGUUCGCCAGCUGGAAGCUACAGCAAGUCAGCAUGGUCAUUUUGGCAGAUCACGAGCGCAAUGGAAUCGCCGAUUUUUUCACCCAAACCGAUCCCGAGGUGCGGAAGGUCACGCUGGCCAUCGGGAAUAUCAUCUCUAAAAAUACCAUCAAGGAGAUUACACUCGAGAAAUCACUGAACGUAAUGCUGGAAAACUGCCGGGAUGCCGCCUCGUUACUCUCGAAGAACAUUGUGAAGCCGGAGUUCAUCUUCAAAUACCUGCAAAGCUACAGCGUGCAGCUACCACCGGAGAGUACAAAAUCUAGUCUGAUAAAGCAGUGCCUCAACUUUUGGCGGAUAAAGUACGGAGCCCCGCCGGAUGCCGGUAACACCAACAACUCCGACCCGCAGCACCAGUUUCCGUCCACGUCGGCAGAGUCCAGCUCGUCCAAUAGUACCAUGCUCGUGGCCGGCAAUAUGAAGAACCUGAUCGCGACCGGUGGCCCACCGAUGGGAAACAACACGAACGGACCUGGGUAUGUGGACGCCGGCGGCAGCAGCAGCAGCACCGCCGAACCGGGCCUCGAACAGUACCCGGUGAAUCUGCUGGCGAUGGAUUUCACAAUCUGGUUCUUUCUCAAGUGGAACCGCAACUCGCUGGACGAGAGCGCCUUCUGGCCGGAAGCGAGCUGUUCGGUGAUGCUGGAAAUAAGCGAAAGCCAGCAGGGCGUCGAAGAGGUCCGCGGACAAAAGGACAUCAUCAACCUUAUUCUAAGCUUAAAGUUUCAGUACAGCUUCCAGUUUGUGCCGAACGUCAUGUUUGACGGCUGCCAGGGCCGGAUAUCGGAGGGUGGCGUGCUGGUGCUUUCGGUGGGCGUGGUCUACAGCAACCGGCGGGGCGUGGACAACCGACUGGCGACGCUCGGCGAGUUCGAAAGCAUGAUCGGACUGCGGCGUGAUCCGCACGACAACAACAAUUGGAAGAUCGUAAUGCUAAAGCUGUACAUACGGUACAAACCGGUGGAGAAUUUACCUGCCUUGUCCAACAGUAAGAUGCUUACCGAGUGUUUGCUGAUCCCGUUGACCCUGGACAGUGUGUGAGAGUGCCUUAAUGUAGAAUAGAAGCGUACUAGAAUAGAUGUAAAACGCUGGUAGGCUGUUUAGAGUCUACGAAAAUUGUGCGCAAAAAAAAGUUGUUAACGAGUACCGUGAAUAGGAAUAAAAAUAAUUUGAGUUUA